Molecule: messenger RNA, 1227 nt
Organism: Drosophila navojoa
Lineage: Eukaryota; Metazoa; Arthropoda; Insecta; Diptera; Drosophilidae
Gene: Pex16
Product: peroxisomal biogenesis factor 16
Biological process (GO): peroxisome organization
Cellular component (GO): peroxisomal membrane
Source: RefSeq, a predicted model, not a curated record
AUGGACCAGCUAAAAGGCUUACUUAAGUCUUACGAGGCAUGGGUGGCCAAAAAUCCAGAUGUGGUGGGUGACUUUGAGACAACGGCCAAAUGGGUCUCUUACUUUGUGGCAGGUCGCAUAUCGAACUCCAACGUCCUCUCCGAAUUAGUAUACACCUUAUCCAAUAUGCUGGUGUUCUACAACGAUCGCAUUAUCGAAAAGGCACGUGGCGCCAACGAGAACGCCGUACUCCGGCUGCAGUCCGGCCUCUGCUACCGUCUAAAGGUCACACUGACGACGCUCGAAUAUUGUGAAGUGUUCAUCGAGAUAUCAGCGCGCCGUCUGUUUGGCCAAACGGGCAAAUGGCUGGUGAUAGCGCUCAUACAAGUGUGCAAGGCAGCUGGCCGGUUAUUUUUACUGAAACAUUCUACAUCUGACAUAAUCACGUCACCGCCCAUCGCAGCUGUAAAUCGACGUGCGCUGAGCAAACAGCGCAAAGCCGACGCUGCAGCAGCCGACAGUGUGCCCCAAUCGGAGCAUUCCAUAACGUUUAAGCUGAAACGCUCAGGCCGCCUCAUACGCAAGGUGGAGGGUGCACCGCCCAUUCAAUACCGAGACUUCAAACUGCAUGUGGACAAUGCGGAUGCAGCCAAGACACAAAUACCACGCGAACUGCUGCAAGCGGAGUAUUUGUACAUAGCCAAGCCGCUUGUCCAUUUGGCGGCUUUAGGCUUGUUUGGGCAGCGCAGCUGGAAGCAAUAUAUAAUAGCGCUUUCCAUGGAUUUAUAUAGCGUACAUCUGUAUCGCCAGCACCGCCACUUGAUGUCCAAGCAACAGAAAUUAGAGCUAAGCCGACGCUGUAUCAAUCUUCUGUACUUCCUCGUACGCAGUCCAUUUUACGAUAAGUACAGUAAGACGCGAAUCGAACGAAUUUUGGGCUUUGUGGCACAGCAUGUGCCCAUUGCCAAAGUGGUUGCCGGACCUCUGAAGGAAUACGUGCCACAAUGGCAGAACACCUACUUCUACCUGUGGUCCACUUGAGGCUCUGUAUGCAACAAGUAUUCCAUAUUAGGCUAAGGACACAAAGUUAUUAAUGGGUAGAUCAGCAAUUGGUGAAAGAUAUGGAGGAACUUUCCUUAAUCAAUGGAUCGAUUCUGGUUUACAUGGUGAUUAUUUAUAGUGCGUUGUGUGAUUGUAUGGCUUUUAAAUUAUAUUUGGAACAAUAUUUGUACACAUACAUUAAAACGA